AAUAAUUAAUAUCCAAGUUCUGUUAUAGGCCAAUUUUGUGCCUUAUUGAAUGAGUAAUUAGUGAUACAAAUACCAAUUUUACGCAAGAGUGAUAGAUACUCAAUUCGCCUUGAAUUUUACGGAAUUGUUUUUUUGUUAAUAAUUUUGAACGGUUUAAAUGAAUAGCACUCAAUUUUUGAAAUAUUAACACUGGGACCAAAACUAGUCGGUACUCGGGUUGUAAACUGGAUAAUUAGUUAAAUUACGAACUGAAAAAUGAAUAUGAAUUCUGCAAGUGUGUUGCACGACAUCAACAAAAUCCUGGAAAUAGUUGAGUUAGCCGACGAGGCAACUUCAUUGAGUUCAGAUGAAGAUUCAGUUAGCGAGGAUAUUGAGCAUCCAAAACGCUCAGACUUUGUUGAAACUAUUGAUCUAAUGAACGACAAAGUUUUUAAAUCACACAUGCGGAUAAAUCGCAGCACUGCGGAUUUUUUGAUUACGAAAUUCUCUCAAAGCGCUUCGAGAGUGAGCUGCUCAAACGUUGGAAGUCCAAAAUGUUGUAUAUAUAUUUACGUGUUGUACAUUAGCAACACAGUUACCUUUCGUCAGCUUGAAAAUUUGUUUGGCGUAACAAAAUCAUCGGCAUGGCAAAUAGUGCCAAGCGUUAGUGCUUGGCUAACAACCAUAAGUCAUGAAUACAUCCAAUGGCCACAGGUCCAAGGUGUAGUACGAAACUGUCGCAAAUUUUACGAAAAAGGACAAAUCCCCAAUGUUAUUGGAGCAAUAGGCUGCGCACAUAUAGUCAUAAAAGCGCCUGCCUUUGGAAAACAACUAUAUAUUGACAAAAAGCAAAACUACAGCCUGACGUUGCAAGCUGUUGUGGAUGCAGACAAAAAGUUUUUAGAUGUUUACUGCGGCGAACCAGGCUCUUGACACGACAAUUGUCUUCUUAGGAGAUCGUCUAUUUUCGUAAGAGCGGAAGAAACCCAUACAGACAUUUUCCCAAAUUCAACUUUUUUACUCGGAGAUUCGUCAUAUU
Molecule: messenger RNA, 1018 nt
Organism: Anastrepha ludens (Mexican fruit fly)
Lineage: Eukaryota; Metazoa; Arthropoda; Insecta; Diptera; Tephritidae
Exons: 3
Coding region: 256-912 (218 amino acids)
Source: RefSeq, a predicted model, not a curated record